Messenger RNA from Canariomyces notabilis, 2425 nucleotides. RefSeq lists its product as uncharacterized. Gene Ontology annotation, cellular component: membrane. Gene Ontology annotation, biological process: transmembrane transport; monoatomic cation transport. The coding region runs from base 483 to 1925 and encodes 480 amino acids. Gene Ontology annotation, molecular function: monoatomic cation transmembrane transporter activity. The record is from RefSeq and is a predicted model, not a curated record. Lineage: Eukaryota; Fungi; Ascomycota; Sordariomycetes; Sordariales; Chaetomiaceae. The transcript has a single exon.
GCCGACUCAGAUGUCGAUAAUCUGCGAAAUACAGUACAAUUGCCCCUUAUUUAUCCGACACCGACUACAGAGCCGGGACCCCCUGCCGAACCCCCGCCGUUCCGGCAGGGUAGCAUGGAAACGGCAUUUCCCCUUUGGAGCUUCCUGGGACCUCCCAACUGUUUGAGAACUCAACAUGGAGUUGUACGCACAGGCUUGCCCAAGAAGUCAAAACCCAAGCUAAGAGAGACGACACAACUGCGCCACGGGGUACAAUUACGUCGUGUUUUGGAAAAGUGAUAUCCGUAGUGCGUUGCCUUCUCUUCCUUCCACUGCAUAAUGCAUCCAUUGAAUCCUGUAUCGUGGGGUUGAAAGCACCCUCACUUCAAUCCCGUCGGAGCUCCCUGGUUGACAGUGAAACUAGCCCCUCAAUUGAUUUCGCCCUUCAAGUUGGAACGAGGAUUCAAUACUCAUUGCGAUCCACAACUUCCAAAAAGCUCACAAUGGAGCCCGAUCUCUCAAGCAGCAUAUCUCUGCACCCGCAUCCCUUCAAGACGCAGUCCGAUUCGGCAAGCAUUCCACGUCUGGGGACAAGAUCGCAAUCUCCCGCUGCUCCUGCGUCCAGAGGGGGCGCAAACAGCACAGCAGUCGAAGCUAACGAUGGUGGCGACGAUGCCGCUGUCGCCCGGCAUCCUACAGUCGCCGCCGACGACGUCGAGGUUGAGAGUCAGCGAGCUGGCCGCUUCCCGCUCGUAGCUGCGGGAAACGACCCAUACGGUCUAUUUCAGCGGUACAAAACUGCAUCGCAGCUGGCUGAGAUCAAGGCAAAUACUCCCCGCAAGCGGGAUGCUGCCCAUGUGCCCACGCCUACAGGCAAUGCAAGCAAGUCCAGGCCCGCCGGCAAACUGGAAAAGUACAUCAAGCCAUUCGGGAGUUCGGCAACCACAGCCAGACGGCUCGAGGGCUUCUAUCAGGCCCAGAACGAGACCAUCGAGCGGCUGCUCAAGAGCGUCGAGGAACACCGCGCCGAGGCGCGCCAGGAGCAAGGCGAGGACCAGCUCAAGUUCCAGAUUGCCGUAUGGGGGUCGCUGGUCGCCAACGUAGUCCUGGCCGCUCUCCAGCUCUACGCAGCCAUUUCGUCCGGCUCGCUCUCACUCUUCACCACCAUGGCCGACGCCAUCUUCGACCCGCUCAGCAACGUUACCUUGAUCUUGACCAACCGGGCCGUGCGGCGCGUCGACCCGGCGCGGUUCCCCUCUGGCAAAGCCCGCCUCGAGACGGUGGGCAACAUCACUUUCUGCUUCCUCAUGACGGCCGUCUCGCUCAUCAUCAUCGCCUUCUCCGCCCGCGAUCUAGCCGAGCACGACGGGGACCUCAAGCCCUUCAACCUGCCGUCCAUCGUUUCGGUGGGCGCCGCAUUCGCGACCAAGCUCUCCCUCUUCCUGUACACGUGGUCCAUCAAGGACAGGUACAGCCAGGUGCGCAUCCUCUGGCAGGACCACCGCAACGACCUGCUCGUCAACGGCUUCGGCAUCCUCACCUCGGUGGGCGGGAGCAAGCUGCUGUGGUGGCUCGACCCGGCGGGCGCCAUUUUUCUGUCCGUCGUCAUCUCGUCGCUGUGGCUGCGUACCGCCUUUACCGAGUUCCUCCUGCUCGUCGGCGUCGUCGCCUCAGUCGAGAUCCAGCAGCUCAUCACCUACGUGUGCCUGACCCACUCGCCCGCCAUCCGGCAGAUCGAUACUGUGCGCGCUUACCACUCGGGCCCGCGGCUCAUUGCUGAGGUGGAUAUCGUCAUGGACCCGGACGCCUCGCUCCAGGAGACGCACGAUAUCGCCGAGGAGCUGCAGAUCAAGCUCGAGAGGCUGCCUGAUGUCGAACGGGCCUACGUCCAUGUCGACUACGAGACGACGCAUAAGCCGGAGCAUGCCUAUAAGAAGGAUCUGUGAGGCGCGUUUGAAUACGUUUCGUGCGGGCCUAUGGGAGCGGAAUGGGAGAGAGAAUAUCGGGCGGAUGAUUGCAUGGUUCGGAGGGUUGCUCUGCUGGUUAGGGUAGCACCUUUGACGAUGUGUGUCUCCCUGCUGAUAAGGAAUUGGGUAGCAGGGCAUGCGAAGUUGGCUUGUAUGAUAUCCUCGGGCAGUAUGCCAUGUUUGCGAUCUGAUUGUGGGAUGAUAAAAACACGGGCACCGAUGGCUUGUUGCAAACGAGGCACGACCAUUAGCCUUAUAUUCUCAACAUGGGAAUAUCUUCAUGAUAUUGGCAGUGCCUGCUUAUUAGGUACUUAGGGUAGCGUUGCUUGCAGUGGUAGUCGUCACGACAGAAGGCGUCCAGGCGCUAGUUGCGCACUGGGAGGAGGUCGGGAGAGGUAGGUGCCUUAUUAUAACCGGGCAUGGACGUUUGCAGUCACAUCACACGCCUUUGAUUAUUCCCAUGAGUUUGCUCUCAAGGG